Pollicipes pollicipes is the source of this 946-nucleotide messenger RNA. Its product is annotated as RNA-binding protein with serine-rich domain 1. NCBI's taxonomy places the organism in Eukaryota, Metazoa, Arthropoda, Thecostraca, Pollicipedomorpha, Pollicipedidae. The coding region runs from base 161 to 946 and encodes 261 amino acids. The record is from RefSeq and is a predicted model, not a curated record. Gene Ontology annotation, molecular function: RNA binding. Gene Ontology annotation, biological process: mRNA splicing, via spliceosome. The transcript has 7 exons. Gene Ontology annotation, cellular component: ASAP complex; cytoplasm; nucleoplasm.
GCACGCGCCGCGUUCCCCAAGUAUACCAGGCGCGUAGCGUGGAUCGGGCGUGUGCCUGGCGCGUUGUAAUUUAAUCAUUUUGACAAGGGUUUGUGUACUGGUUUCUGCAUCGUAGAGAAAAUCGCGUUUGAGUUCGCCUCCUGCACUGGCGAAAAGAGCCAUGGCCAGGGAGCGCAGUGAGAGCAGCAGCUCGGGAUCAGGUUCGGAAGCAGCCAAGAAAAAGAAGCCAGUUGAGCCCAAGAAAAAGGAAAAAGAGCGAGGCCGUGAUAAGGAGCGUAAGAAGCGGGCCAAGAGUGGCAGUCCAUCAUCAAGUGAUAGCAGUAGAAGCUCGUCCGGCAGCUCGUCCGGCUCAUCGUCCAGCUCGAGCAGCGCCAGCUCGCGCAGCAGCAGCUCCUCCAGCAGCAGCUCUGAGCGAGGCCGCGGCCGCGGGCGGCGCCGGCCGGCGGGCGGCGCGCGGCCGGAGCGGCCGCCCGCCUCCAGCCACCGCAAGUCGCGCUCGCGCAGCGCCAGCCGGCCGCGCCGCAAGGCCCGCUCGCCCACCCCCAAGCCGCUCAAGAUCCACGUGGGCCAUCUGACGCGUAACGUGACCAAGGACCACAUCCAGGAGAUCUUCUCGGUGUACGGGCCGGUGAAGCUGGUGGACCUGCCGUCGAAGCGAUUCCACGCCGACCUGAACCGCGGCUACUGCUACGUCGAGUACGAGACGGCCGAGGCGGCCGAGACGGCCAUGAAGCACAUGGACGGGGGUCAGAUUGACGGCCAGGAGGUGACCUGUGCGCCGGUGCUGCUGCCGCGGCCGCGGCCCCGCCGCUCUCCGCCGCCGAUGAUGCGUCGCCCGAUGCCGCCGCGCUAUGCCAACCUGCCCAGGUACCGACGCCGCACACCGCCGCCGCGCAUGCGCCAUGGCAGUGGGAGCGUCGGCCGCCUGGCGAGUGGGGUGGAGUGA